Messenger RNA from Blastocystis hominis, 1410 nucleotides. RefSeq lists its product as hypothetical. The record is from RefSeq and is a predicted model, not a curated record. NCBI's taxonomy places the organism in Eukaryota, Bigyra, Opalinata, Blastocystidae.
AUGCAGCGUGCCACUGCCAUUUUGAAAAGCUGUGGAGCCUUACCGAAAUCAGGCAAAUUAGUUAGUCGUUCCUUCGCGGAAGUUCCACCCAAAAUUCCUCGUGCGGCCAAUUCUGCUCCCAUUCCCCCACGAGCAAACCAGGCUGCAGUUCCCCGAAAGGGCUCAAAUCGUACGCACGUUCGAACGAAGUCUGGUCUCGUAAUAUCGUACUCACUCUACGGUAUUGCUGGAGCUCUUUCAGGGUUGGCUCUGUAUGAAGGCUAUCGCUGCUACGAAUCGAAAACCAGCUACGUCGACAAAAUCAAAGAGGACAUCAAUACGAUCAAAGAGGACGUUCUCGAUUUUUACCAUUCCUUAGUGGAACCGCAGCCAAUCUUCCUCGGCGAUGCUCCGAAGAACGAAUUGGGCCAGACCAUCCCCACCCUGCUAAUCAAUGCGGAGGACCUCCUCGUCCUCUCGGAAUGGGAUAACCGGUACGGCAGCCGUUACAUCCGCCGUCCCGGCCUCGACAAGCUCCUCAUGUACCUCUCCCAAUUCUUCGAGGUGAUCCUCAUCUACCCGACCUUCGACGUGAUGGACGGCAAUUUAACGCAGGCCAUCGACCGCCACGGCAUUGUCCGCGGGGAACUCAAGCGACCCCACCUCAGCCACGACCGCAAAAGGACCUUCCUCGAUCUCGAUCGAAUCCCGCGGGACCCGAGUCACGUGAUCGUCAUGGCGAAGGACCCCUCCUUUUGCAAGCAGCGGGAGAACGUGCUGGUGGUGAAGGGGUUCGAAUCGAAGGAGAAUACCCGCGAUUCUACGCUGCUCGACGUCAUCGCGGUGAUGGAGGGUUCCACGUUUCCACGGUUUGUGAGGCAUUUGAUUCUGCACCCGGUCGACGACGUUCGCGAUUUUGUGAAGCGGUUCCGCGGGGAAGAUUGCGUGGUGGGGCACGCGCGGGAGCUGCGGGAGCGCGAGGAGGCGCAGAGAGCGGAGGAACGGCGAGCGUUUUUGAAGCAGAUCAACGUGUUUAAGGCGGAGGACGAGGAGGCAGGGACGGGCGGAUCAUUAGAAUUGCUGGAUCCGGAAGUGAUGGGAGAGCUGCCGAUUUUCGCGAAGAACAACAUGGAGAAGAUGUUUAAAGCGGAGAAUGGCCUCCGAGGCCGUGAUGCCGAUGCCGAUGAUGAUGAUGCGGCGGAGGAAGCGGAGCUGCGGUACGUGCCGGUGAAGGUGUACGGCGAGACGCCGAAGGGGUUCACGACGCUGUGGCAGCGCGAGUAUCUGCGAAAGAAACGGGCUGCGAAGGAGGAGCGGAAGCGAAUGAUGGAAAUGCAAAUGGCGAUGAUGCAGUCCUCGCAGAACAUGCAGAUGGAGCAGCAGAUGAACGAGGUGGAGCUGGCGAGGGCGGACGGGUCGGUGUUGAUGUAG